AUGGACCCUCCCCCUAUUAAGAUAGGGCCUGGCAGACCCAGGAAAAACAGGAUCAAAGACCCAUCUGAAAAUCCAUCUAAGCCAGGUCACCUCACUAGAACAGGGAUGGAGAUGACAUGCAGUAAUUGUCAUCAGAAGGGCCACAACAAAAGGAAGUGUGCUCAACCAACUUCCACUGCCACUCAGCCUCCCAACAAGAAGCAAGCAACUGCAGCUGCACCUCAACAACAACAAACACCUGCUGCUACUGCUCAAUCACAUCAUGAGGCUACAACACAGCCAAGCCAACUUAGGAGGGGUGGGAGAAUGAUUAGAGGAGGGAGGGGUUCUAGAGGAGGGAGGAAUGGUUCAGCUUCUGGUGGAGAUAGCAGCAGUGCAUCUACAACAGGACUAGGAAGGGGAUCAAGAGGAGGCAGAGGCUCAAGGGGAGGCAAGGGCUCAAGGGGUGGCAGGGGCCCAAGAGGUGGAAGGCUACCACUUGGUGUGGGAGUCAUGUUUGGUGCACAUGGUUCUGUACAUAACCAGGGUCCUUCUCAAUAUGAUGUACACCAGGGUCCUUCACAAGUCAGCUAG
Messenger RNA from Chenopodium quinoa (quinoa), 573 nucleotides. RefSeq names its product insulin receptor substrate 4-like. NCBI's taxonomy places the organism in Eukaryota, Viridiplantae, Streptophyta, Magnoliopsida, Caryophyllales, Amaranthaceae. The record is from RefSeq and is a predicted model, not a curated record. Bases 1 to 573 code for a protein of 190 amino acids. The transcript has a single exon.